Messenger RNA from Knipowitschia caucasica, 378 nucleotides. The record is from the annotation of a GenBank genome assembly. NCBI's taxonomy places the organism in Eukaryota, Metazoa, Chordata, Actinopteri, Gobiiformes, Gobiidae.
AUGAUCGGCCCACGCACGAUUGGAGGGGCCACAACCGCAGGCCCCCCCGGGGCCAGCGGGAGGAUAACUAUUACCGGGACGAGCGCUGGAGAGAGAGGGGAGGGGGUUCCUCGUGGGAGCGUGGCCCCCGGAGACGGCCUGGUGAGUGGACCAGAGGCCCUGAGAGAGAGACCGAGCGUCCACAUCGCCACAGACGUGCAGGCAGUCGCCGGGGAGAGCCCACUCGCCCUUCCGGCCCUGCCUGGAGCUUUGACCAUACCGCCCAGCCCGGACGGAGAGAUAGGGCCCGUACACUUCCCGACUCCACACGUUGGAGACGGGACCCCACACAUAAACCUAACCCACACUCUGAUCACUACAGAACGUCAAGAAGCAUAA